CCCCCCCCCCCCUCCCCGCAGCAUUCUUUGCGCCCAUACUGUUUUCGCAGCAUCUGACCUGCUGAUCGUCCCUCGUCCCUCGUCCUACCAAGUGGCCCGUUCAGCCCUUCUCCUGGCGAUUCUAGACCGUCGUUAGUCCAAUGUGCCACCUGUGACGCCCUGUUCGGAUCUCUUAACGACUCCCCUUCGUUGCGCCUUUGCGUCCAACCGUCUCUCUUUUUAUCUGUUCUCUCAAGGUCCCAGGACCUUGCACUACAGCCAGCAUGCGGGUGUCUUUGCUGGCGUGGUCUCUUCUUUCCUUUGUCUCGAUUCCGGCCUUCGCCGCCCCCUCCGGUUCCGAUGCUGUCUCCCCGAUCAAUCAUCUUGUGAAGAGAGGCGAUUCGCCCGACGGGCAGUCGACGACCUUCAAUGGCAUUGAGGUUCCGCCGAUCAAGGCCCUGACGCCCGAUACCUUCGACGAGACGAUCAAGGAGGGUUACUGGUUUGUUAAGGAGUAUUCUCCAUCAUGUCCUCACUGCCAAAAGAUCGCUCCCACAUGGCAGACUCUCUACGAAUAUUACUACACCUCCGAUCCUCUGUCUUCGUCGUCCUCUAAGUCGCCCGAUACCCAGUCCCUCAACUCCUUCCAUGGCUUCUACAACUUCCAUUUCGCGGAAUUGAACUGUCUUGCGCAUGGUGAUCUCUGUCGGAAACUCGAUGUCAAGUAUUUCCCCACGUUCGCCCUGUACCACAACGGCGAAAUGGUUGAGCAAUAUACCGGCAAGAAGAGUAUGGAGGGGCUCAGCGAGUUUGUCGAAGAGAAGCUGGAGCAGAUCAAGCCUGGAUCUCGGCCUGCGAAGGGUCUCAACCUUCCCCAGCCGGGCGACAAGGGCGUCGAUACCAAGGCGGAGCCGGAUACCCCUGUUGCCAAAGACAAGGAUCGUGAGGCGGGUGCCAAGGCCGGGGAGAAGCACAACGAGCAGGCUGCGCAGUUGACCCCGGGAGAUGCAACUGCUGAGAAAGAUUCCUCAUCCAAGACCAAGCCCAAGGCAAAGCCUGCCCCCGCCCCCGCAAACCCUCAGGGUCUCUCUGUCCCGCUCACGGCAGAAAGCUUCCAGAAGCUUGUGACGACCACCCAGGAUCCUUGGUUCAUCAAAUUCUAUGCCCCGUGGUGCCACCAUUGCCAGGCGUUGGCUCCUAACUGGCGGGAAAUGUCCAAGGAGAUGCAGGGUGUUCUCAAUGUCGGAGAAGUGAACUGCGAGGUGGAAUCCCGGCUGUGCAAGGAUGCCCGCGUCAGCGCUUUCCCAACGAUGUAUUUCUUCCGCGGGGGUGAGAGGGUUGAAUAUGAAGGCCUUCGCGGCCUUGGCGAUCUGGUCACCUAUGCCAAGAAGGCUGUUGACGUUGGAACCGGCGUUCAGGAUGUGGAUGCCACCACUUUCAAGGAGCUGGAGGAGAAGGAGGACGUCCUCUUCCUGUAUUUCUACGACCACGCGACUACCUCGGAAGACUUUGAGGCCCUGGAGCGACUGACCCUCAGCUUAGUCGGCCAUGCCAAACUUGUCAAGACGAACAGUGCGGCUCUUGCUGAAAGGUUCAAGAUUUCGACCUGGCCUCGGCUCCUUGUGUCCCGGGACGGUCGCCCCAGUUACUACAACGCACUUGCUCCUAAGGAUAUGCGGGAUUUCCGUCAGAUCCUGAACUGGAUGCGCACUGUGUGGCUGCCGAUUGUUCCCGAGCUUACGGCCUCUAACGCACAGGAGAUCAUGGACGGCAAGUAUGUUGUUCUGGGAAUCCUCAGCCGGAAGCACUCGGACGAGUUCUUGCAGUCUAAGCGAGAGCUCAAGAACGCCGCCUUGGAGUGGAUGGACAAGCAGACGCAGCUGUUCCAGUUGGAGCGCGCAGAGCUGCGUGAUGCCAAGCAGCUACGGAUCGAGGAGGCUGACGACCGCAAUGACCAACGGGCUUUGCGGGCGGCGAAGAACAUGCGUAUCACGAUCCGCGAAGAUGACAAGAAGCAAGUCGGCUUUGCUUGGGUGGAUGGUGAUUUCUGGGAUCGGUGGUUGAGAACUACCUACGGGAUUGAUGUUGAGAAUGGGGAGCGCGUGAUCAUCAAUGACCAGGAUAACCGACGCUACUGGGACACAUCGUCUAGCGGGGCAUCGAUCAUGGCGUCCCGUACGUCGAUCCUUGAGACCAUUCCCCUGGUCAUCGCCAACCCACCGAAGCUGAAGCCCAAGUCUACUGUUGGAACCUUCGAGUCCAUCUUUUUCUUCACUCGGUCGUCCAUUAGUGCCCACCCCAUCAUCUUCUUCAUCAUUCUGACCCUUUCGGUUGCUGGUGCCACGAUUGUGGCCCGGGGCAGAGCCGUUAGACGCGGAGGUCGUGGCGGCAUUCUCGGUGUGACCGGUAGCACUGGCGGGGGUUUCUUCAAUCUUGAUGGAAAGGAGGGUAUCUUGAACGGUGGUUCCACGGGCAAGGUGGAUUGAUCGGGGCGUAGGGUAUUGUACAGUUACUGUUUAUCUUUUAUUCGUCCACCCUAAUUUCGUGUUUAUUUUUCUUCAUUUCACUGGUUCUCUAUAAGGUUACUAGUGUCUGAUUUUUUAUUUUUUUUUUUUUUU
Messenger RNA from Aspergillus heteromorphus CBS 117.55, 2597 nucleotides. Its product is annotated as putative disulfide isomerase. Gene Ontology annotation, molecular function: protein disulfide isomerase activity. NCBI's taxonomy places the organism in Eukaryota, Fungi, Ascomycota, Eurotiomycetes, Eurotiales, Aspergillaceae. The transcript is spliced from 4 exons. The record is from RefSeq and is a predicted model, not a curated record. Bases 264 to 2465 code for a protein of 733 amino acids. Gene Ontology annotation, cellular component: endoplasmic reticulum.